GGGAUCCGGAGCGGCGGAGCGCAGCGGGGCUGAGCUGCUCCAGGUCGGCAGGUUAGCAGCCAUGUCAGCGGAGGAAUGACUGGAGGCUGCAGAGACGGAGGAAGGAUGAUCCGGAGAUGUUUACUAACGUUCAAACCGUUCAGGAUAUUUGUGGUGGGGGUGGGCUUCUUCAGCCUGUGCUUUCUAAUGACCUCUCUGGGGGGGCAGUUCUCAGCCAAGAGACUGGGAGACUCCCCGUUCACCAUCCGUACAGAAGUGCUGGGGGGUGUGGAGUCACGCGGCGUGCUGAAGAAGAUCAGCGACAUGUUGGAGGUGAUUCUAAAGCGGAUGGACACCCUGUCCAAACUGGACAACAGCUCCAUGGUGGAUGCAAAACGCUUGGAGGAGCUCAGCUCUGCUAUCAACAGGUUCCAACCAGCUGGCCUGGUGGAGAGGAUCCAAGCUAUAGCUCAGAAUGUUUCAAACAUGGCCGUCAGGAUGGAGCAGAUACUGCAAACGAGCAUGAUGCAAGGCAGAGCGCUGAGAGACGGCACAGCGAGUCAGUGUGAAGUACCGAGGGAUAGCCGCUUUCCUGAAUGCCCCGGAAAAGUAGAUUGGAUGCGUGCUCGGUGGACAUCGGACCCUUGCUACGCCUUCUACGGCGUUGAUGGUUCUGACUGUUCCUUCCUGAUCUACCUGAGUGAAGUGGAGUGGUUUUGCCCCCCGCUGCCCUGGAGGAACCACACAAACACCCCCACCCAGCACACUCAGCACAUAAAAAGCCCUAAAAGACAAGCUGCCUUCCGUACCGACCUCUCUGUUCUGCUGGAUCAGGUCGGCGGUGGAAAAGAGUCUCUGAGCUUCAUGAAGCGCCGGAUCCGACGGCUCGCACCUCAGUGGGCAACGGCCGCCAACCGCCUAGAUGUCAAACUCGGGCAACGUUGGAGGGACCAGAAGAGAAUCCUGAUUCAUGUGGGGUUCCUGACAGAGGAAUCAGGAGACGUUUUCAGCCCAAAGGUUCUGAAGGGAGGACCUCUGGGGGAAAUGGUCCAGUGGGCCGACAUCCUGACUGCCCUCCAUGUUCUGGGACACAAUCUAAAGAUCUCCAUGUCUGUUAAAGAGCUUCAAGGGUUUCUCGGAGUGCCUCCUGGUAGAGGUAGCUGCCCACUCACUGGUCCGCUGCCCUUUGACCUCAUUUACACGGACUACCACGGCCUGCAACAGAUGAAGCAACACAUGGGUCUCUCCCUCAAGAAACACAAAUGUCACAUCAGGGUUAUUGACACAUUCGGGACGGAGCCAGCUUACAACCAUGAAGAGUACGCAACCCUGCAUGGCUAUCGGACCAACUGGGGCUACUGGAACCUGAACGCCCGGCAGUACAUGACCAUGUUCCCCCACACACCAGACAAUUCCUUCAUGGGCUUUGUUUCAGAGGAACUAAACGAGACGGAGAAGAGGAGCAUCCAGCAGAACAAAGUCAACAACAUGGCUGUGGUGUAUGGAAAGGAAGCCAGCAUGUGGAAGCUUCAGCAGGGCAAAGAGAGUUUCCUGGAGAUCCUUCACAGGUACAUGGAGGUCCACGGUACGGUUUACUAUGAGACCCAGAGGCCGCCGGAGGUCCCGGCCUUCGUGAAGAACCACGGGCUGCUGCCCCAACAUGAACUGCAGCAGCUCCUCCGUAAGGCCAAGCUCUUUAUUGGUUUUGGGUUUCCAUAUGAAGGCCCCGCCCCUCUUGAAGCCAUAGCCAAUGGUUGCAUCUUCCUGCAGCCUAAGUUCCAGCCCCCCCACAGCUCACUGAAUCAUGAGUUCUUCCGAGGAAAGCCUACAUCUCGACAGGUUUUCUCCCAGCACCCUUAUGCAGAGCAGUACAUCGGCAGACCGCACGUCAUGACGGUCGACUACAACAACUCGCUGCAGUUUGAAGCUGCCAUCCAGGAAAUCAUGAGGACAAAGGUUGAGCCGUAUCUGCCUUAUGAGUACACCUGUGAGGGGAUGCUGGAGAGGCUGCAUGCCUACAUUCAGCAUCAGGACUUCUGUGUGCCGCAGCCUCCCUUCAUCUCAGCCAAUUUAUCCAGACUGGGAUCAGCUAGUGGCAGCCAGGUAAUCGGACCUCUGUUUGUGCCCCUGCCCAACUCCACGGCCCUUGGCUGGGCAUCCAACGCCACGGCUCCCACGGCCUGGCCGCCGCUCAGCUCCCUCAGACUGCUGGUGUCUCAGGAGGGCCAGUCUUGUGUUGAAGCUUGCCAGUCAGCGGGUUGGAUCUGUGAACCUGCUCACUUCCCCUUCAUUAACAACAAGGACGCUCUGCGAGGGUUGGAGGUGCAGUGCGAGGUGGUGGACUCUGAGAUCAACCACAUCCUUCCAGCCUUUUCCGUGAUGCGGCGGGAGUGCAGUCUUCAGAGGGAGCCGUUACUCUUCAGCUGCGCGGGUCACUCUCCUAAAUACCGACGCCUCUGCCCCUGCAGGGACUUCCUUGGAGGACAGGUGGCGCUCUGCAGAGACUGCCUAUAAUAACGAGACACAUGUCUAACAAGAAGCUAAAUGGGAUAAAUUUAAAGAGUUGCUGUUUGAUGAAUUUAUUCUGAUGACUGCAGCAGCUGCAGACGGCGGUCAGACUGAAGACAAAAAGCUUUACAUUAUCUGCACAGUGAAAAAACAUCAACUGAUUUAUUCUGAAUCUUCACCUCUGUAAUAUCGGGGGUAUGGAUUCACUCCAUGAUGGAGUCGUCAUGGAGAUGGCACCCUCGGGUCAGCAUCCACCCUCCAGUCGGCAGUCAGACAGAGGAUGACGGACAGCCAGCUUAUCUCUGCUGUCCAUCCUUUCUUCCAGCGGCGGAUAUUUCUCAGACUUCUGAGGCUGCAUCCGUCGCAGCGAUCAUCACUGAGAACAAAGGACAAACACACAGGGCAGCUCACAAGAUUAUUUUUCAAUAAAUAAACCUUCAAAUCUCUCCGUUGGGUUUUUAAGGUCUUUGGACUUUGUGAUGGAAAAGUCAUAAAUAAAUAAAAAUCUGAAUGAUUCAGUUUAA
Cyprinodon tularosa is the source of this 3011-nucleotide messenger RNA. RefSeq names its product alpha-1,6-mannosylglycoprotein 6-beta-N-acetylglucosaminyltransferase B-like. The coding region runs from base 76 to 2493 and encodes 805 amino acids. Gene Ontology annotation, biological process: protein N-linked glycosylation. Gene Ontology annotation, cellular component: Golgi apparatus. Gene Ontology annotation, molecular function: alpha-1,6-mannosylglycoprotein 6-beta-N-acetylglucosaminyltransferase activity. The record is from RefSeq and is a predicted model, not a curated record. Lineage: Eukaryota; Metazoa; Chordata; Actinopteri; Cyprinodontiformes; Cyprinodontidae. The transcript has 18 exons.